GCAUGGGUGCCCAAGGUGGGAUGGUCCUCAAAACAUUAUAAAUACGCUGGCCUUCUGCCGAUUCGGGUUUGGUGCCUGGAGCUGUGUAGCAGCAAGUGCACCUGCCCAGCUCAGGAGAAUCUCAUUCACACUUAGGCCUUUAGCCAUGCCACGGGUGGACUCUGACCUCAAACUGGACUUUAAAGACGUCCUGCUAAGACCAAAGAGGAGCAGCCUGAAGAGCAGGUCUGAGGUGGAUCUGCAGAGGACUUUCACAUUCCGCAAUUCAAAGCAGACAUACAAUGGCAUCCCAAUCAUUGCAGCUAACAUGGACACUACAGGUACUUUUGAGAUGGCCCAGGUGAUGAGCAAGCACACACUCUUCACUGCCAUCCAUAAGCACUACUCAGUGGAAGAUUGGAAGACAUUUGCAGCCAAUCAUCCAGAAUGCUUAGAGCAUGUAGCUGCCAGCUCAGGCAGUGGAAAGGCUGAUUUGGAGAAGCUGUGCAGCAUUCUACACGCCAUUCCACUCAUUAAGUACAUCUGCUUGGAUGUAGCCAAUGGAUAUUCUGAGCACUUUGUGGAGUUUGUCAAAACAGUCCGGGAGAAAUUCCCUAACCACACUAUCAUGGCUGGAAAUGUGGUGACAGGAGAGAUGGUGGAGGAGCUUAUUCUGUCAGGAGCUGACAUCAUCAAAGUGGGGAUUGGACCAGGUUCUGUAUGUACCACCCGUAUCAAAACUGGAGUGGGCUACCCACAGUUGAGUGCUGUUAUUGAGUGUGCAGAUUCAGCUCAUGGACUUAAAGGGCACAUUAUCUCUGACGGAGGCUGCAGCUGUCCGGGUGAUGUUGCCAAAGCCUUUGGUGCAGGGGCAGAUUUUGUCAUGCUAGGAGGAAUGUUAGCAGGCCAUGACCAGUGUGCCGGUGAGCUCAUUGAAAAGGAUGGAAAGAAAUUUAAGCUGUUUUAUGGUAUGAGCUCCGACACAGCCAUGAAGAAAUACGUUGGCGGUGUGGCAGAGUACAGGGCUUCUGAGGGCAGGACUGUGCAGGUGCCUUAUAGAGGUGAUAUAGAGGACACAAUCAGAGACAUCCUGGGUGGCCUGCGCUCAACCUGCACAUACGUAGGAGCAGCCAAACUCAAGGAGCUGAGCCGCAGGACCACAUUCAUCAGAGUUACACAGCAGUCCAGCCAAAUGUUUUCUUAGAGCCAUAUAGUGCAUCCAGCUUGCACAUUGUUCCUGUACUAUAAACAUCAACGAUUUAGCUAACAUACAGGUAAAAAUCCCCUACCACCCUUUUGAUGUUAGCGCUCUGUUUGAACAAAGAAAAUGAUUCACACUCAUAUAUACAGCCUAUACAGCCCACAGAACCUCAUUGUUUGGUCAAAAUCGUUCAUUUUCUGCAUGUGCCGUAGGUACAGAAAUCUCUCUUUUCUUAAUGAAGUCUGUAGACAGCUGUAUUAUACUUGCAUAUGAGCCAUGCUCUGCUGCUAUUUGUUUCUCUGGGAAAUAUUAUUCUGAAAAUGAGCAUGAUUCAGCCUUUUGUUAAUGUAAGUCAUUAAGCUCCCCAAACAUGGCUGGUAUAAUAGUGAUGAAGAAGUGUACGUCAUGAUUUAAGCCCUAUAAAGUUACUAUGUUGGGGAAAAUAUUCAUUUAAACUAUGCAAUAACAUUAACACUGUAAUAAUACAGGCCAGUAUAAAAGCUACGUUAAUAAAGUAAUAAUACUACAUGUUAAUAUAUUCUGUUAAUUAAUAACAUUUUAGUUAAUAAACAAUUUCCAAACUGGAUUGCCAUUAACACAUUCGGAGCAUCUUUUCUGCAGAUUUAUUAAUUAAUAUUGGUGAAUAUUGGUAAAUGUACACUGGAUAUGACAGGAUGUAGCAUUGGACUGAAGAAAUGUGAAAAGCUGCAGUGCCUACCCUCAUUUUAGUUUGUGCAAUUAAAAAAAUAUGCACUUUUAUUCCAAUCUGUUAUCACUGUAACGAAGAAGUAAUAAAGUAAAACAUCUCUUUGUGA
Molecule: messenger RNA, 1995 nt
Organism: Trichomycterus rosablanca
Lineage: Eukaryota; Metazoa; Chordata; Actinopteri; Siluriformes; Trichomycteridae
Gene: gmpr
Product: guanosine monophosphate reductase
Exons: 9
Coding region: 146-1183 (345 amino acids)
Biological process (GO): nucleotide metabolic process
Cellular component (GO): GMP reductase complex
Molecular function (GO): GMP reductase activity
Source: RefSeq, a predicted model, not a curated record